AUGUAUCAGGAAACUCAGGGAGAAUGUGAUGUAGAAUUAAUGAAUAAAACAAGGACUAGAGAUCUUGAGAACUCAGAGCAAGCUUUAUUGGAGCUUGAACAACAAGAAGAUCAGGCCAUAAGAGAAGAUGUGCUAACCCCCGUGAGCAGCAAAAAAUUUUAUGCUCACUGAGGGAGCUUAUAGUACAUUUUUUUUCGGAAUUUUAAAAGUAUUCCAAUCUGCGACAUUGGAAAGCCAAUAUUAAAAUUUUAUGUUUAAAAACGCAAGAUGUAUAAAAUUCAACAGAAUUAGCUAGAAAUUUAUUAUAAUAAUUAUCUUUUAUAUAUAAAAAUAUUUUUUAUAUAAAAUUUUUGUUCUCUCACGGAGGUGGGUUCUUAUCCAAAAUUAAGAAUUUCGCUCAUAGAGGGAGGAGAGUAAGUGAUAAGAGAAAUAGUGAGACGACAAUAAAUAAUUAUAUAGAAAACGAAAGAUGCAUUAAUAGUUUGCAUCAAAAAAGAAUUGAAGGGUUUUCUAAAGAAUUCCAGUUGCUGAAAAAAGAAAUUGAGAUGCUGAGAAGGGCUAAUGGAUAUUUAACUAGCUCUAAAUUGCAGAUAGAAAAAGAGCUAUUAAAGCUAAAAAAUGAACUUUAUCAGUGCAAAGAAAUGCUGCAAAUGGCUAAUAUCCAAAAAGAUAUUAUGCGCUGGCAUAAUUUCGUGAGGGUCUCCACCGUUGAGUAGCUGCACAUGUGGGAUUUUGGUUCCACACAUCGGAAAAUGUCCCGAAGUAUGGAGACCCUCCCGAAAUUAUGGCAACAUAUAUUAUUUUGGCGAGAGAAAAGAAUUUUUUAUCAGAGCUUAAUAAGAAAUUGCAAAAUGAUAUAAAUAAUUUACAGUCAAAAGAAAGUUUAUUAACAGUUCCUAACUCUAUCAAUUAAAUAGACAAUUAUUUUUGCUUUAAUUUUAUCUUAUUUAUUUUUUUUUAAUUUAAGAAAUGCCAAAUUAUAAUAAUGGUUAAUUGAUAAUAUUAUCUUUCAUAAAUAAAAUGGCAUCCGGUUCGAGAGAAAUUAGCUCUGAUAAUUUUCUCUCUCCUCAUGGAAUUUUAUUUAUGGGGUUGGGUUUUCUCUCGAGAACUUCAGCACAGCAAUAGCUGUUUAACUUUGGGGAUAACCAAAGGAACAGCUCUUCAGUCGUUCAAGAUUUCGGAGUUUUACCCCUCAGCACUUCUCCACGGGAAGAAGACCCUUAGGCGGAACACGCGCAGGAGCUGAGUCAAGACAGAGCGACGGCAACGCGCCGGGUGAGAUGUGCUGCGGCUUGGGACGAAGCGUCGAUAGAAGGCUUGGCCGGUUGGGCUGACCACCGCGAUUCCAAGAUGGCUCCGUGACGUCACUAGUUAGCUAAAAGUUCCAUUUUGGGACUGCGGCACUAGGCACCUUAAACACCGAAUAAUUAAGUUAAGUUAAGAUAAUAUUAUCUUUCUAGCUCUAGGGGUGUAAGGUGAUUGAGAAUUUUACAAAAAAAUUUGAGGACUGGAAAAAAAUGGAUACAGAAAAUUGCAUUGAGCUGAGAUAUAAGAUGAAUGAUGAGAUUGUAAUGCUUAAAGCUGAAAUAGAAAACCUUAAGUUAAAUAACGCAAAAGACUCUACACAAGAACUUAUAUAUCAAUUAAGCGAAAUAAGCUCUCAACUUAAAGAGAAGAUUGGGCUACUUCAAGUUUAUCAAAAAGAACUAGUCAGUGAAAAGAAAAAGAGACUGGAAUUAGAAGAAAAAGUUUUAGAACAAGAAAACAACCAUAAAAUUGCUGAAGAAAAUUUGCAGCUUAAAGAUAGAAUUAAGUUUCUAGAAGAAAAAUUAAAAGAAAUUGGCCAAAACUCAGCAGACACUACUGAAAAAGACAAAGAAUUGGGCAUUAUUUCUGAAGAAAACCAAAAUUUACUAUCAAAAAUUGAUAAAUUAAAAAAUGAUAGCAAUUCCUUAAAGCAGCAGCUAGGCAUAAAUUUAUCACAGAUUAAAAUCAAAGAUGAUGAAAUAGAAAACUAUAAAAACGAUUUAAAGAAAAAAGAGAAUGAAUUAAAUGACCUUAAAGCAGAAAAUGAAAAUAUUAAGGCUACCUCAAUUUAUGAAUCCAAUACUCUAAAAAAUUUGGUAUCUAUUCUUCAUAAAACAAUGAAAUUAAGAAAGGAGAAUACAAAUAAUGAAGCUCAAUAA
Molecule: messenger RNA, 2186 nt
Organism: Blepharisma stoltei
Lineage: Eukaryota; Ciliophora; Heterotrichea; Heterotrichida; Blepharismidae
Source: the annotation of a GenBank genome assembly